Messenger RNA from Hypoxylon fragiforme, 1781 nucleotides. RefSeq lists its product as uncharacterized. The record is from RefSeq and is a predicted model, not a curated record. The transcript has a single exon. NCBI's taxonomy places the organism in Eukaryota, Fungi, Ascomycota, Sordariomycetes, Xylariales, Hypoxylaceae. Bases 364 to 1365 code for a protein of 333 amino acids.
CAAAAGCAUAUCCAUGGAUAUGUACACUUGAUACUCGGGAUCGAAUCACUGCUGACUUAUGUAGUCGUGUCAAUACAUGACGCAUUCCUGAUAUAUUCAUGGCUCAUUAGGUAGUACUAGAUGAUGAGUAGGUAUCUAUCUAGGUCAUGAGGGCAUUCGCUACUCUACAUCUAGGUACAUCCAACGCUAGAGUCAUUCAUAUCGAAGAGCAUAUAGUUAUAAAUACCUUGAAUACUCCGACCAAAGCCUACCGCUCGUUCGAGAAGGAAACUGAUUGGCGGCUACAUGUCCGGAAGCGUAACAAUAUCCCACAACAUCCAAAAUCAUCACCUACAUACCUAGGCUAAGUACCUCCACAGCGCCAUGGGAUCAGCCCUAUGUCCCGGCGAUCUCGCCGACUACAUCCAAGAAAUAAACCUAAUCAGCUUCUUCGACAACGGCCUCGGCCUCGACCUCGACCUCUCCGACAGCGAUAGUAGUCUCGACGGCGGUGACAGCAGCGAACCACCCCACCCGCCCCCCCAAUUCCUCAACGCAGCCACCGCCUGGCUCGACUCCCGCCGCAGCGAGACCCUCUGGCUGCAGCUCCCGCCCCACCACCACCCGCACUCGGACUCCUCCUACCUCGCCCAGCUGAUCAACUCGAUCAUGGAUGCCCCAGGACAAAGGCCAUCGCGCUCGCAGACCCGCUUCGCCGGCGGCCGCAGGCCGUACUGGUACGUGCCGCACGUGCUCGCCAGCCCGCGCACCAAGCUCGCCGCGCUCAUCUGCUCGUUAAUCUACGAGCUCGUCGCCAACUGCCACCUGCGGACCGCAUUCGCGCCGGCAGAGGCGCUGACGCGGGAGAACUUCCGGCAACUGGUUAAGAGGGAUCGGAGGGCGGAUGCGGGGUGGGGGGUUGAGAUACGCAGGGGCGUGGCGAUUAUUCGCGCGCUCGCGGGUGUGCUGGCGAGCGAUGCGGUGUUUGUGUUCGCGGGGUGCGAUGACGUUGCGGUGGCGGGGGACGGGAGGUAUGAUGAGGAGGUGGGGAGGGCGUUGGCGGAGAUACUGUGCGCGCUGGCUAUCCCUGGGCACGACCACGACGCGGGGCGGGGGGGAGGGGUGGACGGCGACGGCCCGUUGCAGAAGGUUCUCUGGAUCGGGAGGGGGGCGUCGCCGCCUUUUCGGAUGUUGAGGGGCGAGAUGAGGGCGGAGCUAUUUACGCAGGUGCCGUUCCGGAGGGAUUGGACGUGCGGGGGGGAGGUUUUCGAGGGGGAGGAUUAUGUGGUUGUUGGUGUUGAUGAUGCUGAUGGCGUUGUUGUUGAUGCGGGCCUGUUGAGGUUCUUGGUCUCGUUCUUGAGCUUGUUUAGGCCUAGGUUUCUCUGAGUAGGUACUACAUAGGUCUGCUAUGAAUAUAUAGCUUAGCAUCUAGGUAGGUACCUUACCUACAUAGUACUGCCUAUCUACUUAUGUGCCCACCUCCUUCCCUCAGGCACCACAUCACCACCAAACCAAACCAUCGCCGUCUCCUUCCCCUUUUGAUCGUGAUAUCUUACUACGAAGAGUAGGUACCCAGGCGCCUUUACUCACUGUCAGCAGCAGCAGCCUUGGUACUAUGUACCUUUCUUUGCCUAUCCUCGUGCACCACUGCCAUCGCCUACCUGCCUGCUAGACAUUACGAUAUCCCGAGCAAUUAAGUGUAUUAUUUAGCCCCCUUUUUCAUUUCCCUCCCAAAAAACCGGAUCAGCGAGAAGGGUUUUUAGAAAUCGAGCGUUAGUAACAAGCUUCGAAGAGUCGUCAAG